UUUCCGCUCUCUUCCAUUUUGUUAGAUCGUGGGCUUAGAGAUGUGCACGUUGUGGUUCUGAUUCUCGAAGUUGCAUUGUAUUAGUAAUUGUAAUAAGUAUUUUGUUUGAUUAUAGAAUUAUUUUAUAAAGUUUCAACUGUUUAAGAAUGUCCAAACGAGGACGUGGUGGUUCUGCGGGAGCCAAGUUCCGUAUAUCUCUUGGUCUCCCUGUCGGUGCAGUCAUAAAUUGUGCUGAUAAUACUGGAGCGAAAAAUCUAUAUGUAAUUGCUGUUCAGGGAAUUAAAGGUCGCCUAAAUAGGCUUCCAGCUGCAGGGUCCGGUGAUAUGAUUGUUGCAACUGUCAAGAAGGGAAAGCCUGAGCUCAGGAAAAAGGUGAUGCCGGCAGUGGUGAUCCGGCAGCGGAAACCGUUCCGGAGGAAGGAUGGUGUGUUCAUAUACUUCGAGGACAAUGCAGGCGUUAUAGUGAACAACAAAGGCGAGAUGAAGGGCAGCGCUAUAACCGGACCUGUGGCCAAAGAGUGUGCAGAUCUCUGGCCUAGGAUAGCCUCCAAUGCGAGUAGCAUUGCUUGAAAUAACAGAAUAAAAAUUUGUUAACAUAA
Homalodisca vitripennis (glassy-winged sharpshooter) is the source of this 598-nucleotide messenger RNA. It is a transcript of the gene RpL23, whose product is annotated as 60S ribosomal protein L23. Lineage: Eukaryota; Metazoa; Arthropoda; Insecta; Hemiptera; Cicadellidae. Gene Ontology annotation, molecular function: structural constituent of ribosome; large ribosomal subunit rRNA binding. The coding region runs from base 147 to 569 and encodes 140 amino acids. The transcript is spliced from 2 exons. The record is from RefSeq and is a predicted model, not a curated record. Gene Ontology annotation, cellular component: ribosome; cytosolic large ribosomal subunit. Gene Ontology annotation, biological process: translation.